Entamoeba dispar SAW760 is the source of this 2181-nucleotide messenger RNA. RefSeq lists its product as uncharacterized. The record is from RefSeq and is a predicted model, not a curated record. Gene Ontology annotation, cellular component: membrane. Gene Ontology annotation, biological process: defense response. The transcript has a single exon. The coding region runs from base 1 to 2181 and encodes 726 amino acids. Lineage: Eukaryota; Evosea; Mastigamoebida; Endamoebidae.
AUGGGAUUAAAACAAUCAGGGUUUAUUGAAAAAGUUAACUUAAUGACGGGAGAGAAUUUUAUACUUACAAUAGUAGUGUUUAUAGCACUUGGGUUGAUGUCAUUUGUUAUUGAAAAAAUAACUGAAAAGAUUGAACAUCACUUUAGUAAGAAAGAACAUAUAUUGUCGUUAAUUCAACAUUUAUAUCAUGAGUUAAUGAAUUUAGGUAUUGUUUCAUUUUGUUUUGUAUUAUUUGAUAUUGCAGGACUAUAUGGAUAUAUUGCUCAUAAUUUUGAGAAGUAUAAUAAAAGAGAAGCAGAUGUUUUUGGCAUAUUUGAAGUAGUACAUAUUACAUUAUUUGCAAUAGCAGUUUUUUUGAUCGUUAUUGGAUCAUUUGUAAUUUUUAUAUCAUGGAUAUAUCACAAAAUCUGGAAAUAUUAUGAACGUUUUGGAUAUCAAAAUUCAGAAGAAAAUUUUCUUCAUAAAAUGCAACAAUUAAAAAAUAAUAAAUGGAAUUAUCUUAAUAUUGUUUAUUGGAUUAAAUUUGAAUUUGCUUUAAGAAGGUAUCAAUUUAAUAUUAUGAAAGAAGAAUUUAUUAUUAUGGAAGGUUUACCAACAUCAUUCAAUUUUGCUCGCUAUAGUAUUAGUUGUUUCAGAAGAUUAGCUUGUCAUCACAUUCAUGUUUCAGGUAAAAUUUGGUUAUAUGCUAUUACACUAGAAGUGGCAAUGACAUCAACAUUACAUUUAAAGAAUCCAAAUAUUGGAUCAGCAAUUCUUCAUUGUAUUGGUUACUUUUCUUUAUUUGUUUGUAUUAUUGUAACAUUAAAGUGUAGAAGUGUAGUGAGCCAGUUAGUUAAAUUACAUCACUCAACAGUAAAUCUUCCAGUAGUUAAUUUUCUUGAUGAUUAUCGUAAUUAUCCUUCAAACUCAGAAAAAACACAAGAACAUUCUGAAAGUUAUUCUAUUUCAGAAGAUUAUAGUGAUAUGAGAAGAUCUUUACAAUUACAAGGAAGAAAAAUUUCAUUAAACUAUGGGAUUAGAGAUGUUCCUCCACCUCAACGACCAAAACCACCAACAGGAAUUAAAGGUUUAUUACAUAAAUAUUUUGGGUGGGUCCCAUGUUAUAACUCUCCAUAUCAUACAACCGUUGAACGUUUAUUAUGGUUUAAUUCUCAUGGAUUUUUACAUUUAGUAAUGAAAUGCAUUUCCAUUACACAAGCGAUCUAUAUUGUAUUAUAUAUUUUAUUUUAUUCAAGGUCUAGUGUAUAUACAUGGGAACAUAUUCUUAUUAUUAUCCCACCUAUUUUUGUUUUAUUUAUUUUGAUUCCACUUAGUUUAUCAUCAAUGACAUUAAUUCGAUAUGUAGAUAAAGACAGAUUGGAUGAUGUUGUAAAAUCAAUUAUUUUCCAAUCAAUUUCAAAUAAAUUUAAUAAACGCCAUUUAUUUAGAGCAGUUGCUUCAAGAGAAAAAGAUAAAAUGAAUGUUCCAGAUAAAGAAAUGGUUGAUGUAUUUAAAAAUAGAUAUCUUGCAACUAACAGUACACAUAAUAUUGAACAACUUACUAUUUUAAGUGAAAUUUUAGGAACUAUGACUGAAGGUGUUGAUAAGAAGAAAGGUUUAAAUAUAAGAAAAUUUGGUGAUAUUACAAUGAUUAAUUCUGCUUCUGGAGAUGUUAUUAUUAGAGGAGCUGAUCCAAAUAUGUUAGAAGAAGUGCUUAAAGAUGCAAGGAAAUAUCAAAAGAAAGAAUCAAAUGAACAAGUAGAAAUGGAGUCUGGUCCUGUUGCUAUUAAUGAUGUCUAUUCAAAACAAAUAAAUGGUAGUAUAGAAAAAGAAGAGGCAAUUGUCCAACCAACAGAAACAAAAGAUGUUAUUGAUAAUUCAUCAGUUCAAAUAGACCGAAACAAUAAAAUACCUAUCUAUAAUGAACAUACAGAAAUAGAAAUGAAAGAAAGUAUUCCAAGAGUUAUUUUAAGUGAUUCUUGCAAAACAAAUCAAAGUACUGGAACAGAUUCUUCUUCUUCAAGUCAGAUCUUAACUUCUUCAAGUUCUGAAGAUGAUGGUGAUAAUGAUAAGACAGAACAACAAACAAUUCCAAAACAACCUAAAGAUUAUAUUUUAGUUCAAAAAAUAGCUCAACCAACAACUCAUUCAGUGUUAAAUGUAGAUGAUGUAGAAAUACUUGAUAUGAGUGAUGAAGCAUAA